AUGAGGACCGGCGCUGGAGCCGUCGUUUACGCGAUAUUAUUGCUGUGUUUUGGCGGCACAUUCGCCCAGUCCACAGUUUCCAAAGACAAGCCGUUGGUUUCGACCACCACCAGGCGGCCAAUACCCCAUGUCGAAUGUACACUACGACAACACACUUGCGGCAAUGGGAAAUGCGUGCCACUAGCGUGGACAUGCGACGGUGAUGACGAUUGCGGCGACAACACUGACGAGCUGCCCGACAUGUGCAAAACAGGAAAGGCAAACGUCACGUGUUCGGAAAACGAAUUUCAAUGUAGAAACGGACACUGUAUAGCGCUCCACUGGCAAUGCGAUAACGAAUCAGAUUGCAAAGACGGUAGCGACGAAGACCCCAAAAUAUGCCAGAAACGAGUGUGCAACACUGAUGAGUUCACUUGUCGAAAGGCCAAAGGCGAGUGCAUCCCGCUGACAUGGAUGUGCGAUGGCAAUCCCGAUUGUUCGGAUGGCUCCGACGAAAAAGAGUGCAAUGAAACAUGUAGAGACGAUGAGUUUACGUGCGGCAACGGAAAGUGUAUUCAAAAGAUUUGGGUGUGCGACAGAGACGACGAUUGUCAAGACGGCACGGACGAGCUCAACUGUCCCAACAUCACAUGUUCCGAGUCCGAAUUCGCUUGCGUAAAAGACAACACUUGCAUAACGUUGAACUGGCGUUGCGAUGGCGACUUCGACUGUACCGACCAGACUGACGAAAUCGGUUGCGCCGAAUCUACCAGAUCGUCGCAGUGCCGUUCUUCCGAGUUUGAGUGCGACGACCACAGCCACUGCGUCAUACAGUCGUGGGUAUGCGACGGCAGCGUAGACUGCGCCGACGGAUCCGACGAAGCGCCGCACCGGUGCCACAACACCACAUGUCGGUCCGACCAGUUCCGUUGUCGGGACAACACGUGCAUUCCCGGAUUCCUCCAUUGUUCCGGUACGCCCGACUGCGCCGACGGUAGCGACGAAGAAAACUGCAAAGAACCGGUGCACAAGUGCGACCCGUACACGGAGUUCGACUGCGGCACCGACGAAACGGGUGGCAUAUGCAUACCCAUGGAGAAGGUGUGUGACAAGAACAUGGACUGUCCCGGGUUCGAGGACGAGGAACAGGAGUCGUGCAACGUGAACGAGUGUCUGAUCAACAACGGAGGCUGUACGCAGAUUUGCGUCGAUUUGCCGCACACUUACCGCUGCGCCUGCAAGCCCGGCUACAAACUCAUCAGCAACAACACGUGUGAUGACGUAAAUGAAUGCGAGAUCGAAGGCAGCUGUUCACAAAUAUGUAUCAACGAAAAGGGCACGUACAAAUGCGAAUGCGAACCGGGAUACCUGAGGGACCCUCAAGAUCACACCAGGUGCAAGGCGAUGGAAGGACACGCGUCACUCUUAUUCUCUAUGCAACACAACAUACGGAAGAUUUCGUUGGAUCAUCACGAGAUGUCCGCCAUCAUCAACAGCACGAAAUCGGCCACGGCCAUCGAUUUUGUAUUCCGCACCGGAAUGAUAUACUGGGGAGACGUAUCCGAAAAGAAAAUUUACAAAGCGCCGAUCGACGAAGGCCGACAGAGGACAAUAGUAGUGGAAAGUGGCUUGUCGUCGGCCGACGGUUUGGCUGUGGACUGGAUUUACGGACACAUUUAUUGGACGAACGCGGACAAGGACUCUAUCGAAUUGGCCAACUUCGAGGGUAACAUGCAGAAGACGCUUUUUAAAUCGGAACUGAAGGAACCCAGGUCGAUAGCCGUGGACCCACUCAACGGGUGGUUGUAUUGGAGUGACUGGGGCAGCAACGCGAAGAUCGAACGGGCCGGCAUGGACGGCACGCACCGCGAAGUGAUCGCCUCGUUCGACGUGAAAUGGCCAAACGGCAUCACACUGGACCUGGUGUCCAAACGACUGUACUGGGUGGACGCCAAGCUCCACACCAUCUCGUCGUGCAACUUCGACGGCAGCCAACGGCGUCUGGUCCUGUUCAGCCCCGUCUGGCUACCUCACCCGUUCAGCAUAUCCACGUUCGAGGACUCGCUGUACUGGUCCGAUUGGAACCAGAAGGCGAUCAUCAAGGCCAACAAGUUUAACGGUUCCAACAUCACCACGGUCACAGCCCUGCACAUGACUCAGAACCCGAUGGUGGUGCACGUUUACCACCCGUACAGGCAACCCGACGGAGUGAACUACUGCGCCGCCGUCAACGGCCACUGUUCCCAUCUGUGCCUGCCGGCACCGCAAAUCAACAGCAAGUCGCCGAAAAUCUCGUGCGCUUGUCCCAACGGCCUGAUGCUGAUGUCCGACGGUCUGAUGUGCGCCGAAGAAGAUACGAACAGAACGAUGACGGAAAUAAACGUCAACGACCACAACGAACCUGAGGACAGCGGACUCAUAGCCGCCAUAAUAAUAUUCUCCGGUUCACUAUUGAUCACUCUCGCAGCCCUGGGCGCUUUCCUGUUGUACCGGCACUACUUGCACCGCAAUGUGACCAGCAUGAACUUCGACAACCCCAUCUACAGGAAAACAACCGAAGACCAGUUCACGCUGGAGAAGAGUCAGUACCAGCCGGCGAGGGUAUACCCCACGUCCGUCGGCGAGGAGGCCGAAGAGCCGUUGACUCGUCCUGGCACCAACGAGUACGUCUAA
This is a messenger RNA of Macrosiphum euphorbiae (potato aphid), 2652 nucleotides long. Lineage: Eukaryota; Metazoa; Arthropoda; Insecta; Hemiptera; Aphididae. The record is from the annotation of a GenBank genome assembly.